AGUAAGAGCCCAAGAGAUGUAGCAUAAACUUACUGAGAAACAUUCAUUGAAAAUCAGUAAUAAAAUCUGUGUGCAUGGUACCUGGAAAAGAGGCAAGCAAGCGAAGCAGGGUAAGAUGUGAACAGUAUUGUAGUUGCAACUAAGCACCCACCCAUGCAGGUGCUCCUUCCUGCUGGUAGGAUGAAGGAGAGAAAUGGAAAGGUAAAAGUGAGAAAAACUUUUAAUAAGUUGUAACAGUUUAAUAAGUGAUAGGCUAGGAAGAAACACUAACCAAAGUGAUGCAAAGGGGGAUACUGAGACACUGUAUCUCCCCAAAGGAGGCUAAAUCCCCAGCCAGUCUGUGAAGACCAAACUCACAGCUUUUAUUGCAGAGCCUGACGUAUGGUAUGGAGCACCUCCUCAGUCAGUUCAGGUCAGCUGCCCCAGCAGUGUCCCCGCACUGCUGGCUGGGGGGGGGUGAGGAAGGGCUCGAUGCUGUGCCAGCCCUGCUCUGAGCAGUGCUGCGCCCAUUCAGCCAUUGCCAGCAGCGGUGGGGAUGCACAGCAUGGGCUGCUGUGAGGAAAGCUAACUCCACCCCAGCCCCACCCAGUGAAAACUUGAAUGUAGUGAAGGAAAUACUAAAUAAAAUGUCUCAAAUGGUUGAGGUUAAUGAGAACAGUGUAAAUGGAAAUAGCAGUAGGUUGUUGUUUUUUUUUUUUAAUUUAGGUUUUUGUAUUUGGUGUUCGUAAGUAAAGAUCGGAAAAUCCUGUGGGAACAGCGGAAAAAUCCUAAACCAUGUAGUUUGUAAAAGUUAACCUGACUGGAGAAAGACUGCCUGUUUGUGUUGACUUACGGAAAAAUCCUUCCAUGGCAUUGCAUCCUGCCCUACCUACACAAGAACAACAUAUUUUGCAAACUUCUUGUUGUCUGAAUGAACAGUUAAAGCCAUUUCUAUAAAAAAGAAUAAAAGGAGGUUAAAGGUCGGUGACAUUCAAUCGAGUCAAGCGCCUCCUGAGGGUGCCGUGGGGCGCGUUACUUGGCGUGCGCCGCGCCGGGUUUCCCGCCUUUUUCCUCGGGGGUGGGUGGGGUGGAGGCGAGAGCGCGCCCAGUCCUCCGCGCCUGCCGCCGGAGCAGUCGUGUGUGGCGGUGAGGGGGUCGGGAGGGCGUGAGGCGGCCUGCCUCCCUGCCGCUGCUGGGGGCCCUCCGUGUGAGGCGGCGAGAGUGGGGAACGAGGCCAUCGCGCGGCAGGGGGGUGAAAGAUGUGGGGGCUGAGAGUAAAGGAACAGGGUUAGGACACUGUGACGCCCCUUUAGCUUUUGGCACCCCAGUGGCUUCCCCCCUGAAACGUGUUCUGGGGGUGGGGUGGGCCCAAGUCUCCCAUGCUCUCAGAGGUAGAAACAGGUGGGUCCCCUGGUGAAAAGCCCCACACAGGAAAUUAACACAAAUACCGGUUUAUUUCAUAUCUUUUGGGGCAGGGUGAAAAAAGGAGGUGAGUUUCUCUCAAAAAUCAUCCUUAAAUACACAACUGUGGACUGGAGAUACUUGAAUCAGCUAAAGCAGUAGGAACAAAAUCUCAUUAUGGCACCAUCGGGAAGAAAGCAUGGAGGAAAAGCUAGUAAAGCAGCCCAAGAGGGUCAAGCCAUACCUGCCUAUGACUUUCAGGAGGACAGAAAAGAGCUGAGUGGAUCGGAAGAAGAUAUUAGAGAAGGUGAAACACCGGUAAUGGACAAGCAUGUAAAGAAAAGACCUUUGGUGACUACUCGUGUGGUUCCAGAUGAUGUUGGGGGUGAAGUACAGAAUAUGCUGGAAAGAUUUGGAGCUGACAUUAACAAGGCUCUCUUAGCUAAGAGGAAAAGAUUGGAAAUGUAUACGAAAGCCUCACUCAAAACCAGUAACCAGAAGAUUGAACAGGUUUGGAAAACGCAGCAGGAGCAAAGGCAGAAGCUCAAUAACGAGUUCUCCCAGCAGUUCCUGACUUUAUUUCAGCAAUGGGAUGUAGAUGUGCAGAAAGCAGAGGAGCAGGAAGAAAAACUAGCGAAUAUGUUUCGUCAGCAACAAAAAGUUUUUCAACAGGCAAGAAUAGUUCAAAGUCAGAGACUAAAAACCAUUAAGCAACUCUAUGACCAGUUGUUAAAGAGCAUGGAAGAGCUGGAGAAGAGCAAUGAAAAUCUUCUAGCUGAUGCACAAUGUGAACUUCGCAAGGAAAUGGCUAUGUUGCAGAAGAAGAUUAUGAUGGAUACUCAACAGCAGGAGAUGGCAACUGUUCGCAAGUCUCUUCAGUCCAUGUUAUUCUGAUGGCUCAAUGGAGAAACAACUUGUACCUAAGUAACACGAUACAAGUAUAGGCAUUAGCCAUAGAGAAGUAUGUUAAGAUUUAAAUGUCUUAAAGUUGAUAUUAAACGCUUUCAUGAUUGUUCUAA
Molecule: messenger RNA, 2399 nt
Organism: Falco peregrinus (peregrine falcon)
Lineage: Eukaryota; Metazoa; Chordata; Aves; Falconiformes; Falconidae
Gene: SYCP3
Product: synaptonemal complex protein 3
Exons: 9
Coding region: 1558-2274 (238 amino acids)
Biological process (GO): meiotic cell cycle; spermatid development
Cellular component (GO): synaptonemal complex
Source: RefSeq, a predicted model, not a curated record